Lampris incognitus (smalleye Pacific opah) is the source of this 1224-nucleotide messenger RNA. RefSeq lists its product as uncharacterized. The coding region runs from base 1 to 1224 and encodes 407 amino acids. The transcript has 3 exons. Lineage: Eukaryota; Metazoa; Chordata; Actinopteri; Lampriformes; Lampridae. The record is from RefSeq and is a predicted model, not a curated record.
AUGUUCUCGGAGGUUUGUGAGCGGUCUGCAGGUCAUGGUCUCGGAGGUUUGUGUGCGGUCUGCAGGUCAUGUUCUCAGGGGUUUGUGUGUGGUCUGCAGGUCAUGUUCUCAGGGGUUUGUGUGCGGUCUGCAGGUCAUGUUUUCAGGGGUUUGUGUGCGGUCUGCAGGUCAUGUUCUCAGGGGUUUGUGUGUGGUCUGCAGGUCAUGUUCUCGGAGGUUUGUGUGUGGUCUGCAGGUCAUGUUCUCGGAGGUUUGUGUGUGGUCUGCAGGUCAUGUUCUCGGAGGUUUGUGUGUGGUCUGCAGGUCAUGUUCUCAGGGGUUUGUGUGUGGUCUGCAGGUCAUGUUCUCAGGGGUUUGUGUGCGGUCUGCAGGUCAUGUUCUCGGAGGUUUGUGUGUGGUCUGCAGGUCAUGUUCUCAGGGGUUUGUGUGUGGUCUGCAGGUCAUGUUCUCGGAGGUUUGUAUGCAGUCUGCAGGUCAUGUUCUCGGGGGUUUGUAUGCAGUCUGCAGGUCAUGUUCUCGGGGGUUUGUAUGCAGUCUGCAGGUCAUGUUCUCGGGGGUUUGUGUGUGGUCUGCAGGUCAUGUUCUCGGGGGUUUGUAUGCAGUCUGCAGGUCAUGUUCUCGGGGGUUUGUGUGUGGUCUGCAGGUCAUGUUCUCAGGGGUUUGUGUGCGGUCUGCAGGUCAUGUUCUCGGAGGUUUGUGUGUGGUCUGCAGGUCAUGUUCUCAGGGGUUUGUGUGUGGUCUGCAGGUCAUGUUCUCAGGGGUUUGUGUGUGGUCUGCAGGUCAUGUUCUCGGGGGUUUGUGUGUGGUCUGCAGGUCAUGUUCUCGGAGGUUUGUAUGCAGUCUGCAGGUCAUGUUCUCGGGGGUUUGUAUGCAGUCUGCAGGUCAUGUUCUCGGGGGUUUGUAUGCAGUCUGCAGGUCAUGUUCUCGGGGGUUUGUGUGUGGUCUGCAGGUCAUGUUCUCGGGGGUUUGUAUGCAGUCUGCAGGUCAUGUUCUCGGGGGUUUGUGUGUGGUCUGCAGGUCAUGUUCUCGGAGGUUUGUAUGCGGUCUGCAGGUCAUGUUCUCGGGGGUUUGUAUGCAGUCUGCAGGUCAUGGCCAGUAGUAGAAACACAGGCAUGUUCAGUUCCAAGGGUGCUCUGCAGGUCCGAUUCCCUCAUCAGCUUUCAAAACACUCAGUCUUUAUCAGCGGGCAUCCGGGAAGGUUACAGGAGUGUGUGUGUGUGUUAG